GAGUGUUGAUGCCUUUACUUCAACACAGGGAGUCUAUGUAGGGAGCACGGAUACAUUUGGUAUACAGCUCACGCGCUCUCGCAUCCAUCCGGUUGGCCGCUGCACGCACAUGAGCCAAGAAGACUGAUGGAGUAACAGCGGAGCAUCUUCAUUCACACCAGCUGGUUUUCUUCAUGAACACCUCCAUUCUGGAUAUUGGACUUCCGGAAGUUGGUUUGGAUGUGGCUAUGGGUUUUUGUUAUGGUAGCGCGCGAGCCGUGUGACAGGCCGUUAGAGAUGUAGGGUCCAGCGGGGACUGAAAUACGCGUUAGCUCGAGCCGGCCUCAAAACCCAAACAUGUCUAUCCGGAUGCCUUUACCCACUGUAAACGAGCGAGAGACUGAAAAUCACACAUCCCUGGAUGGCUUUUCUACCAAAUUGGCGAGCCGCCAGAACCUGCCUCGCUGCAGGAACUCACUGAGCUCCAGUGUGGACGAGCAUCCGCAUAUCGGCAACUACCGCCUACACAAGACCAUCGGCAAGGGGAACUUCGCCAAGGUCAAACUGGCACGGCAUGUGCUCACUGGACGAGAGGUGGCUGUCAAAAUAAUAGACAAAACCCAGCUGAACCCCACUAGUCUACAAAAGCUCUUUAGAGAAGUCCGAAUAAUGAAGAUCUUGAAUCAUCCAAAUAUAGUAAAGUUAUUUGAAGUAAUUGAGACUGAGAAGACACUUUAUUUAAUAAUGGAAUAUGCCAGUGGAGGUGAGGUGUUUGAUUAUUUGGUGGCUCAUGGCAGGAUGAAAGAGAAGGAAGCCAGGGCAAAGUUUCGUCAGAUCGUAUCUGCAGUGCAGUACUGCCAUCAAAAGAGAAUAGUCCAUAGAGAUCUUAAGGCUGAAAACUUAUUGCUGGACGCCGACAUGAAUAUCAAGAUUGCCGACUUCGGCUUCAGCAACGAGUUCAUGGUGGGAAACAAGUUAGACACGUUCUGCGGCAGUCCUCCGUACGCUGCCCCUGAACUCUUCCAGGGCAAAAAAUAUGACGGCCCUGAAGUUGACGUCUGGAGUCUUGGCGUGAUCCUGUACACACUCGUCAGCGGAUCGUUACCUUUCGAUGGCCAAAACCUUAAGGAGCUGAGAGAGAGAGUAUUGAGAGGAAAGUACCGUAUCCCUUUCUACAUGUCCACAGACUGUGAGAACUUGCUUAAAAGGCUAUUAGUGUUGAACCCCAUCAAGCGGGGCAGUUUAGAGCAAAUCAUGAAGGAUAAAUGGAUGAAUGUGGGCCAUGACGAGGAGGAGCUGCAGCCUUAUAAUGAACCAGAGUAUGAUUUCAGUGACAGUAAAAGGAUCGAGCUGAUGGUGACUAUGGGAUUCCCAAAGGAUGAAAUCACAGAGGCUCUCAAGGGAAAGAAAUACGAUGAAGUCAUGGCUACUUAUCUCUUACUGGGAAGAAAACCUCCAGAGAUUGAAGGCAUUGAGUCUGCGUCCAUCAGCAAUCUGAGUCCCAGGCCCCGCCCUACCAGUGACAUCAAUACCAGCACAAGCCAAUCCCCUUCACACUCCAAGGUCCAGCGCAGUGUAUCGGCCAAUCAGAAGCAGCCGCGGCGAUUUAGCGAUCACGUGGGUCCCUCAGUCCCGCCUGUAGUGUCGUACACUAAGCGCAGCUGUCUAGAGAGCGAACAGAAGGAGGAGUGUGAGAACUCGCGCAAGCUGCUGAGCUCCAACUCAAAGGGAGAUGUACCAGCAUCUCCUCUGGCCGCCUUGGAGAGGAAAAAAUCUGUUACUUCAUCUGGAACUAAUGGAGGCAUGGCACGCAGAAAUACAUACGUGUGUGAGCGCUCAGCUGACCGGUCGUCUGCCAUACCCAAUGGCAAGGACAGCAGUUUAACAGAGGUUUCGGGCAGCACUAUGUCAGCCUCCGGUGCCACUUCAGCUCUGAUGUCUACAAGACAGAGAUACUUGAAAUCUGUGUCUUCCACAGGCGCAUCCUCCAAAACCACCCUGCCACCUAUAGAAGACAACAGCGAAUACAAGGGAAGUCCAAGUGCCAGGCCUCCAUCUGCCUCACCCUCCGAUCACAGCAUCAGCACUCCAGAGCGCACUCAUUUCCCCAGAGGGACAUCCAGCAGGAGCACCUUCCAUGGAGCGCAGCUACACGAGCGCCGCAGUGCCACCUACAAUGGCCCGCCUGCCUCGCCCACCCUCUGCCAUGACACAGGCGCCCUAGCACCAGCACGCCGGGGCACAUCCACCGGCAUAAUCAGCAAACUUACCUCCAAGUUUGCCCGCAGGGUUCCAAGUGAAGGGGAGGCAAGUGGCAAGUCAGAGUCACCAAGGAGCACUUUGGGAGAAUCGAAAGACGAGACUCGCGACUCAAAGCCACGCUCACUGCGCUUCACGUGGAGCAUGAAGACGACAUCUUCCAUGGAGCCAGGCGACAUGAUGCGUGAAAUCCGCAAAGCGCUAGACGACAAUGGCUGUGACUACGAGCAGCGCGAGCGUUUCCUGCUUUUCUGCGUGCAUGGUGAUGCUCGCCAUGACAACUUGGUUCAGUGGGAGAUGGAGGUUUGCAAGCUACCACGCCUCUCGCUCAACGGUGUGCGCUUUAAGCGCAUUUCAGGCACAUCCAUCGCCUUCAAGAACAUCGCUUGCAAAAUUGCUGAUGAGCUGAAGCUCUGACGCGCAGAAAGGACAGAAAGGAAACAAUGGGGCUCAAUGUGAGCUUGCAGCGGUAAGUUUGGUUCGCAUUUGGUUAGAGCCGAGGUGCUGCCUUAACAGAAUGUGCGGUGCUCAUCCUGUAAGUUUUGCUUUUCCAUUAACCUUCCCAUCUGAUGUAGGCCCCAAUCGGUGAUUUUAUUUUGAUGCUGAUGGAAUUAUAUGUGUGCUGGUCUGGGAAAACUUGUUGCUAUGGCUAAAUUCUGUUAGAAAUCCAAAAAAAAGAAGAAAAGUGGAUUUUUCUGCAUACAUACUAUGGCAUUACAACUUAGGAAACCAUAAAUAUAAAAUAUUUCACCAAAACAGCAUGGGAAUGUUUUUAUUUACUUUCUAAUCCUGCCUUGGCUGUCUUACUGCAAAGAUCAUGUUGGGGAAAGAGCCACGGUGGUUAAAAAAAAAAAAGUCAGUCUGCCUAAAAAUUUUUACAACCUUGCUAGUUAAGUAUGAUUUCCUCACAUAGUGAUUGAGCUUUGAUCGAGUUGUUGGCGAGCUUUGCGCUGUAGAAAACUGGACAUAAGCCUAAUCAAUUCAGUUUGUAGUUCUUAUGCAGGCUGUCAGAAUGUCUGUGACGCUUCUGCACUACAAAAUCUUUAAACCACUAUUGGGGUUAGGGCUGCAACUAACGAUUAUUUUGAUAACCGAUUAAUCUGUUGAUUAUUUCUUCGAUUAAUCGAUUGGUUGGAUUAAAUGGCCAGUUUUUAUUUUCUGUAUUUUUUCGAAAAAACAUGUUAUUUCACAUUCUGCCCGAUGUUGUCCUUUAAACAUUGUGCAAAUUGAAGGCUAUGAAAAAAGUAUUAAGUGUGUCUAUGGGAGUUAUGCUACACACUGUGCAAAGGAUUUUUAAAAAUAUUCAUAUUAUAUUUUAAAAGCAAAAAAACUGAUUGUCUGCAAGCUUUAAAGCAGAAGCUAACUCAUAAUAUUAAAAUUUGCUGAAAAAGAAAGAAAAACAAAAACACAAACUAAGUGUUAACUUGUAAGAGUAAUUGUAACUGGUAAGACGUUGAUGUUCUGCAGUAACACACACAUUCACUCAUCUGAACACAGUAACAUGUUUCUUUAUUCUGUAAAUGUACGAUACUUCUUAGAUUUAUAUACUAUUACAUGUUCUAACCCCAUUAGAGUUGUGCUUUCAUAAAAACAAUUACUUUUGUUCCUAAAUAUAGAGAAAUAUAGCAUCAACAACAUAUUUGAUCAAAAUGAAUAUUUUAGUCAGAUUUAUUGCGGUUCUUUCCUAUCACACGCUGUUUGAUUGAAGUGCAUGCGUGGACUCGCGCUCAUUCAGUGAAGUUUAACGGAGACUCACUCGUGGUCAGGAUGAGUCUUUAUGUAAAAUGGAAAUACUGGCGUGAAUUUCUAACAUUUACAGAUAAGGAUAUAAAUGUAAAAAUAUCAUUCUGCUCUGAAGAAAACACGUCUAGAACACAUUAAACAGCACACACAUCUGUUGCAGCAUCUGACACGACAAGCCACGUUAAUACACUUACGAGUUUGUUUGAAGCACUUAAUAUAAAACAUUCUCCUGUUUUGGAUGACCUGGAUCGUGCACUUUCCCCCAGCAGCUCGCUCUGUGACCUCCGCUGUUUCUCAGAUGUGUUUUAUUCAUAGAAAUGCGUUUUUCACCGUUGUGAAGUGACGUCACUGACAGGGGUUAUCCACAGUGAUGUCACAGACCCGACUAAUCCGUAAUGAAAUUACAUGCCGAUUAUUUUAGUUAUCGAUUUUUUCGAUUAGUUGUUGCAGCCCUAAUUGGGGUAACACCAGUUUACAAUGCUCUAGCGUGUGGUUGUGAUAAACGCAAAAGAGAAGCAUAUUUCAUUUCAGAAAACCAAUUUGAGAACUAUAUAUUUUGUAGAAAAUGUCAAAAUUUCACCAUGUGAAGGGUUUUCCCAGGCCGCCACACAUAUACAGUGCCUUGCAGAAGUAUUCACCCCCCUCCCCCCAAAAAAAAUCUCUUCCACAUUUUCACAUCUCUUCAACAACCUUAUAUUGAAAUAAACUUUCAGUAACUGGAAUUUCUUUAACCAAAUUAUUAAACCAAAAAACACAUUAGUUGGUUGCAUAAGUAUUCACCCAAAUGGGUAGAACCAGAGCUGAAAGUCUUCUGGGAUACGUCUUUAUCAGCCCUGUGUAUUUGGAUCGAGAUUUUUUUGCCCAUUUUUCAAGCUCCAUCCAAUUGAAUGAAAUUCUUGAUCAGAUUGAGGCCUGGAUUUUGGCUAGGCUAUUCUAACACAUUCAGGUCAUUAGUGUUGAACCACUCCAGUGUAUCAUUGGCAGUAUGCCUUGAGUUGUCCUGUUGGAAGGUGAACCUCUGCCCCAGUCCCAAGUCUCUUGCAGACUGGAACAGUUUUUUCUUCUAGCAUUGCCUAUUUAGCAUCAUCAGUCUUGCCCUCAACCCUGACCAGUUUCCCUGUCCCCGCUGAUGAAAAGCAUCCCCACAAUAUGAGUUGGGUAACGCUUUGUGCCUAGGCCAAAAAGUCCACUUUAGGUCUCAUCAGACCAGAGAACCUUUUUCCACACGCUUGUGGAGCCUCAAAAAUGCCUUUUGGGAAACCUGUGGCUUUUUAUUCUCUUCUCAACACUUUUCCCCAUUGUGGAGCCCCCGGACUAUGAUUGUCCUGUGAAGAGAAUUACUUAUGCAAUCACAGCUUUUAUAUUUUUAUUUGGAAAUAAUUUAGCAAACUAUGUGCAUUUUUUGGAAAAGAUCAAAUGGGUGCUCAUAUCUGCAAGGCACUGUAUAGUGUGAUCGUUGCACAGAAUGUACACCAAACCCCUGAAUACUAUUGACCGAGUGUAACAGUGUAACGUUAAGGGAGUGGGGAAUAUUACAUUACAUGUAGGAAAACAUUAUGGCCAAUAUGGUGAAGAUGAUAAACACGAAUAACUCUGAAGAUUAAAAGUUAAAAUUUGUACCCUCCUUUGUAAUAGCAUAACCAAAAAUGCCAACAUUGCUAAACAUUAAUGACAGUUAGUAUUAUGCAAGUUCUACUGUGCUACUUUGUAGCUAUUAGUUUUCAUCGUUAUUAGACACAUUUGCAUUUUCAUUGCAGCUACAUUCCCACCUUUAUCCACUUGAUACUAAGAGAAUAAUCUGCUACAUGUUCAAUAGCCAUUUUAAAUGAUUUCUGUGUUGACUGAGCUACCAAAUAACCAGUAUGGACUUUCAAACUGUACAGUUUAGUACAUAGAGAGACACGGCUAUUUAUCAAAGACUGUAUUACAUGAAUAUGCAUAUGUCAUCCUGCAGGUGUGGUAUGAAUAUUUUGAUUGCUGUACAGGAUAAUGUUUGUGAACAUUUUUAUAGUUUUAGUUGUUCCUUCAUUGUUUCUUUUUUUUUAAUUACAUUAAGAAGCCAUGGAAGAGUUUAAGGCUGAUGAUGCCACACACACAAAAAAAGAAACAAGGGGACUUCAUAACAAGGAUUUGUUGUACUAAGUAUUACAUCGAGUGGUCAAAGCCCUCUACUUGCACAACCUGUUGACACUGGAGAAAUAUUGAGAGCUGGAGAAGACAUUUGAAACACAUUGUGAUCAUACAUUUUAUUUUGCUCAUUUGUGCUAAAUAUACUUAGCCUUUCUUGUAUUUAUUCCAUUACACUAUACCUGCUAUGUGCUGCUUUGUAUUAGAGAGGCAUUUAGUGUUUGAUAAAAGAAUAAUGAGAAAGGAAUUAUAUUUGUUUUUAUUUUGUUUUAUGGCUAUACAUUGCCACAUGCAAUAUAAUACUUUAUGCUGGAUAUUCAGGUUUUGUCACAGAAGAGGGAGAGAGAUUUUAAAAAAGAAAGAAAAGAAAUGUGUGACAUUAAAUAGAAAGCAAAAAACAAAUUUAAGUCCCCAAGGGUUAAUUUGGGUGUGGGGUGUGUGUGGGGGGGGAUACUUUAUAGGGGCUAUAAAAAUGUAGUAAAUAAUGCAUCUAAUUGAUCACACAUGGAACUGUGACCAGAAGAGUUGACAAGCCGUGUAUGUGGGUACAAUAUCUGUGGCUCAUUGAGGGUUUGAAAUAGUCAGAAACACACAGAAAAGGUCUCUGUGCCCUUGCAGCAAAGCACAGUUUGUGCUUUGCUAAAAAUCUGAAGUGUUAAAAAAUACAUUCUGGCAUUUGUGUGUGCAUGGCUCUUGUUUAGGACCAUCUGAUUCCAUUUCACUAGUGCACAAUAUUAAACUUACUUGAAUUAAACACAA
Ictalurus punctatus (channel catfish) is the source of this 6867-nucleotide messenger RNA. RefSeq names its product serine/threonine-protein kinase MARK1. The record is from RefSeq and is a predicted model, not a curated record. The coding region runs from base 337 to 2655 and encodes 772 amino acids. Gene Ontology annotation, molecular function: tau-protein kinase activity; protein serine/threonine kinase activity; ATP binding. Gene Ontology annotation, cellular component: cytoplasm. The transcript is spliced from 18 exons. NCBI's taxonomy places the organism in Eukaryota, Metazoa, Chordata, Actinopteri, Siluriformes, Ictaluridae. Gene Ontology annotation, biological process: microtubule cytoskeleton organization; protein phosphorylation; intracellular signal transduction.